CGACGACACCCACGAUGCGCCUCUGUGCCCGACGUCCGUCUGUAUGUAUGCACGGCCAGGUCUUGAGAGAAAAGCUAUAGCUACUGGCGUCUAGGAGAGACGGAAAGAAAGGGUAUAAAAAGCACGCCCAUGGCCAGCGUCUUGAGCUCGGUAGCAAGCUUGACCCCGGGAGCCUGCGCAGUCAAACAACACCACGCUCUCGUUCUCUGAUCAAUUGAGAGCUUCCUUCGUUCCCCUCUCGUCUGUGAGCACUCCCCCAAGAUGAUCGCGUCCAAGGUCCUCGCGCUUGCGGGACUGGUGGGCAGUCUCCUCUUCCAGGGAGGUGCGAGCGUGCCCACAGCCGCCCACAAGAGACAGGAUGGCGUCGAGGGCUACCUUGCCUCGGAGAGCCCCAUUGCGUACCAGAGCCUGCUAGACAACAUUGGGGCGGACGGGUCCGGAGCCCAAGGCGCGGCCGAGGGCAUCGUCGUGGCCAGCCCGUCCAAGAGCGACCCCGACUACUUCUACACCUGGACGCGCGACGCGUCGCUCGUGUUCAAGGCGAUAGUGGACCUCUUCAUCGCGGGGGACACGUCGCUGCAGGCCGACAUCCAGAACUUCAUCAUCUCGCAGGCGCAGCUCCAGCAGGUGUCGAACCCGUCGGGCGACCUGUCCAACGGGCUCGGGCUGGGCGAGCCCAAGUUCAACGUCGACAAGACGCAGUUCACGGGCGCGUGGGGCCGCCCCCAGCGCGACGGGCCCGCCCUCCGCGCCACGGCCGUCAUUGCCUACGCUCGCUGGCUUGUGGCUAAUGGCUAUACGGACACGGCUCAUGAUGUCCUGUGGCCGGUCAUUCGCAAUGACUUGUCGUACGUCGCGCAGUACUGGAACCAGACGGGCUUUGAUCUCUGGGAAGAAGUGCAAGGCUCGUCCUUCUUCACCAUCGCCGUCCAGCACCGCGCCCUAGUCGAAGGCAGCGCCCUCGCCGCCCAACUCGGCGAGACAUGUGCGUACUGCGACUCGCAAGCGCCGCAGACGCUGUGUUUCCUGCAGUCGUUCUGGAACAGCCAAGGCAACUACGUCGUGUCGAACUUCGGCGGCGGGCGCUCGGGCAAAGACACCAACUCCGUCCUCGCAUCGAUCCACACGUUCGACCCAGCCGCCGCGUGCGAUGACACGACGUUCCAGCCGUGCUCGUCGCGGGCACUAGCCAACCUCAAAGCCGUCGUCGACUCGUUCCGCUCCAUCUACAGCAUCAACAGCGGGCUGGGCGAGGGCCAGGCCGCCGCCGUCGGCCGCUACGCCGAGGACUCGUACAUGGGCGGCAACCCGUGGUACCUGACGACGCUGGCGUGCGCCGAGCAGCUGUACGACGCGCUGUACCAGUGGGAGCAGGUGGGCAGCCUCAGCAUCGACGCCGUGUCGCUGCCCUUCUUCACGUCCCUCAGCAGCAGCGCCGCCGUCGGGACCUACGCCUCGGGCAGCGCCGAAUACACCUCCCUCACCAACGCCGUAAAGACAUUCGCCGACGGCUUCGUCGCCAUCGUGCAAAAGUACACGCCCAGCGAUGGCGCACUGGCCGAGCAAUACUCGCGCAGCGACGGCACGCCCCUCUCGGCCGCGAAGCUGACCUGGAGCUACGCGGCAGUGCUGACCGCGGUAUCGCGGCGCAACGCCGUCGUCCCUGCUUCCUGGGGCGAAGAGUCCGCUAACACGGUCCCCGACGUGUGCGCCGCCAGCGCCGCGAGCGGCACCUACAGCCCCGCGACGAACACGGUCUUCCCGCCGGGCCAGACAGGCGGAGGCGGGGGGCCCAUCCCCUCGACUUCCACAACAGCCAGGCCCACGACCACGACGUCGCGCACGACGUCCAGCAGCACAGCAGCCUGCGCGACCGCUUCCAGCGUGGCCGUAACCUUUUCCGUCAAAGUAAAAACCACCGUCGGCACCGACGUCUACGUCGUCGGCGACAACGCAGCACUCGGCAGCUGGGCGCCGGCCAACGCCGUCAAGUUGUCAGCAGCCAAGUACACGGACGCCAACCCCGUGUGGGAGGGCUCUGUGCAGCUGGGCGCAGGGAGCAGCGUCGCGUACAAGUAUAUCAAGAAGACUGGCGGAGCGGUGACAUGGGAGAGCGAUCCGAACCGCAGUUAUGCUGUCCCGCGGGGGUGUAGUGCGCAGGCGACUGUGUCGGAUACUUGGCGGUAGGGUGGUGAGGGGGUGGGUGAGGGGAGCCUUUUUUGCUGUUUUUUAUUAGUUCAUCAGUCCGCCAAGCAGGCAAGCAGGCAAGCAGGCCGACGACCACGUUCGUUUCGUACAUACAAACCAAACCAACCUAGCCAGGCAGGCAGGCAGGCAGAAAACCCGAAUUGAUUUGAUCUUCC
This is a messenger RNA of Aplosporella prunicola CBS 121167, 2363 nucleotides long. Its product is annotated as carbohydrate-binding module family 20 protein. The transcript has 3 exons. Gene Ontology annotation, biological process: polysaccharide catabolic process. The coding region runs from base 262 to 2187 and encodes 641 amino acids. Gene Ontology annotation, cellular component: fungal-type vacuole. The record is from RefSeq and is a predicted model, not a curated record. Lineage: Eukaryota; Fungi; Ascomycota; Dothideomycetes; Botryosphaeriales; Aplosporellaceae. Gene Ontology annotation, molecular function: glucan 1,4-alpha-glucosidase activity; starch binding.